ACAGACGUCGCAGUGUCUGAAUGGCCAGAGAGGCGCAUGCGCAGUGAGGCUUUAGCACACAGCAUUAAUGAACGGCGUUGAAAGCGAAAUAGAGCCAAAAGAAGCUGCAGCUUAAAAACAUAAAACCACAAAACUCAUCCGAGAUCGAGACAGAACCAGAACCCGAACCCGAGAAUGAAGAACAGCACCAGCAGCAGCAAGAAGAAAGAGGAAUCAGCAGCUCAGAGUAACGGAGUCAAACUGAACACAUGGAGUAAAGCAGUGAGCAGCAAAGCAGUGUGGGAGGAUAAGGAUGAAUUUUUAGAUGUUGUCUACUGGUUUCGUCAGAUCAUCGCCAUCGUAUUAGGAAUAAUUUGGGGAGUCGCUCCACUGAAGGGUUUCCUGGGCAUAGCCAUUUUCUGCGUCAUCAACGCGGGGGUCCUGUACGUCUACUUCAGCAGCUUCCAGCAAGUGGACGAGGAGGAGUACGGGGGAACAUGGGAACUGACCAAAGAAGGCUUUAUGACUUCUUUUGCUUUAUUCUUGGUGGUGUGGAUAAUAUUCUACACAGCGCUACACUACGACUGAGAACUUGAGGAGAUCCCGUUAUAGAAACAUGAACAUACAGAUGUAAGGCUGGAAUGGGUGCGUCUCUGAGGCGUUCCGCAUGCGCCACCAGCAGCAUAGCGGAGCCUGGAGACCGAGGUGCAUCAUGGGUACAACGAAUGACUUCUUGAUCCAUGGGUCAUUGAGUUUUUUAAGCUAAUACUGUCCAGUGCACUGCCAUGUGUUAUGAUUCAAUGCUUUUAUUUAAUUUUCUUUCAUAUGAAUGACUUUGAAUCUGCAGAGUUAGACAUUAAUUUAAGAUUUAAGCACCCCCCUACACACAUACACUCAUACAGUAGCUUCUAGAUCAGAUAUUCUCGCCCCAUGUUCUGCUUAGAUAAAUUAACAGGAGUGUACAUUCUGUAUAGUUUAAAUUCUUACUCUCAUCAGGUCUGCAAUGUAUUGAUGAAUUCAUUGUGUUUCUCGGUUAUGUCUCAUCUGAUGUGACCAUUCUGUACUUCUCAGUAUUUUAUAGCGUAUUAAUAGAAGUGCAAAUGUACAUGUCAGCUUAAAGUACUGUACCUGGUACUUAUGGACAGACUGUAUUUUAUGCCUGAUUUUUUUUUUUCUGAGGAGUUGCAUUAAAUCACGGGCUUUGUCUGCCCCAGGUUUUCCAACA
Messenger RNA from Astyanax mexicanus (Mexican tetra), 1204 nucleotides. RefSeq names its product RAB5 interacting factor (gene rab5if). Gene Ontology annotation, biological process: mitochondrial respirasome assembly. The coding region runs from base 175 to 567 and encodes 130 amino acids. The transcript has 4 exons. The record is from RefSeq and is a predicted model, not a curated record. Lineage: Eukaryota; Metazoa; Chordata; Actinopteri; Characiformes; Acestrorhamphidae.